AUGACCUCCCUCUCCUCCGCCGUGGCACUGCCGUCCUCGUGCCGGGCCCGCCCGGCGGGGGGCAGCCGGAGGGCACGGAUGGUGGUGACGCGCGCGGCGGCGUCCAGCCCGAAGCUGCCGAACGGGCGGCGGCUGCGGGUGGCGGUGGUGGGAGGCGGCCCCGCGGGCGGCGCCGCGGCGGAGGCGCUGGCGAAGGGCGGCGUGGAGACGGUGCUGAUCGAGCGGAAGAUGGACAACUGCAAGCCCUGCGGCGGCGCCAUCCCGCUGUGCAUGGUGUCGGAGUUCGACCUGCCGCUCGACCUCGUGGACCGCAAGGUGAGGAAGAUGAAAAUGAUUUCGCCGUCCAAUGUCGCCGUCGACAUCGGCCGCACGCUCGCGCCCCACGAGUACAUCGGGAUGGUCAGGCGCGAGGUGCUCGACGCCUACCUCCGCUCACGGGCACAGUCCGCCGGCGCGGAGGUCGUCAACGGCCUCUUCCUAAGGUACGAGGCGCCCAAGGAGCCGAACGGCUCGUACGUGGUGCACUACAACCACUACGACAGCAGCAGCAGCAACGGCAAGAUCGGCGGCGAGAAGCGGUCGUUCGAGGUGGACGCGAUCGUGGGCGCGGACGGCGCCAACUCCCGCGUGGCCAAGGACAUGGGCGCGGGCGACUACGAGUACGCCAUCGCCUUCCAGGAGCGCGUCAAGAUCCCCGACGACAGGAUGGUGUACUACGAGGAGCGCGCGGAGAUGUAUGUCGGCGACGACGUCUCGCCCGACUUCUACGGCUGGGUGUUCCCCAAGUGCGACCACGUCGCGGUCGGCACCGGCACCGUCACGCACAAGGCCGACAUCAAGAAGUUCCAGGCCGCCACGCGCCUGCGCGCCAAGGACAAGAUCGAGGGCGGCAAGAUCAUCCGCGUCGAGGCGCAUCCCAUCCCCGAGCACCCCAGGCCCAAGAGGGUGUUCGGGCGGGUGACGCUGGUGGGCGACGCCGCGGGGUACGUGACCAAGUGCUCCGGCGAGGGCAUCUACUUCGCGGCGAAGAGCGGGCGGAUGUGCGCCGAGGCCAUCGUGGCGGGCUCCGCCAACGGGACGCGGAUGGUGGAGGAGAGCGACCUGCGCAAGUACCUGGCCGAGUUCGACCGCCUCUACUGGCCCACGUACAAGGUGCUGGACAUCCUGCAGAAGGUGUUCUACCGCUCCAACGCCGCGCGCGAGGCGUUCGUGGAGAUGUGCGCCGACGACUACGUGCAGAAGAUGACCUUCGACAGCUACCUCUACAAGCGCGUCGUGCCGGGCAACCCGCUCGACGACAUCAAGCUCGCCGUCAACACCAUCGGCAGCCUCGUCAGGGCCACCGCGCUGCGCCGGGAGAUGGAGAAGGUCACCUUGUGA
Molecule: messenger RNA, 1380 nt
Organism: Miscanthus lutarioriparius
Lineage: Eukaryota; Viridiplantae; Streptophyta; Magnoliopsida; Poales; Poaceae
Source: the annotation of a GenBank genome assembly